AUGCCUAAAGCAGCUGUGCAGAACGCUAUAGGCCGUAAAGAAAUUAGCCUUUUGAUAUGGGAGAGGAUAGAAUUGGCUGUGCUCAUCACUAAACUAAUUUUGGGGCUGACCAUGUAUGAAAAUGUAGGUCUCGCUGGGCCGGACGCGAGGCGCCCGCCGCGUUGCUCGCUGGGAAGUGUAGUUUGGCGGGCCGCCGCGGUGCCCGCUGGGAAAUGUAGUCGGGCGGGCGGUGGGGGUGGCGACGCCGCGCGCGCGCGCUGCCCGCUGGGAAAUGUAGUCGGGCGUCGUGACGUCACGCGCUCUUUUUACGACGUCGCGGGCGCGCUUUCCGGCCCCGUGACGUGGACGGCCCCAGCGAUGGCUGAGGGGGAAGGAGCGGCGCCAUCGUCGUCGUCGCCGCUGUCGUUGUCGUCGUCCUCCUCCUCAGCGCCGCCGCCGCCAUCGCUGCUGUCGUCGUUGUCGCCGCCGCCGGCGGAGGGUCCGAGCGGCGACAGCUGGGAAAAAGAUCUGGGAGAAGCUCUAGAAGCAGGAGGAUGUGACCUUGAAACUCUGAGAAGCAUAAUUCAAGGGCGACCAGUACCUGCUGACCUCAGGGCAAAGGUUUGGAAGAUUGCUCUAAAUGUUGCGGGGAAAGGUGACAGUUUAGCCUCUUGGGAUGGUAAUUUAGAUUUACCUGAACAGAUCACAAUUCACAAGGAUUGUCAAGAACUCAUUGACCAGCUUUCAGUGCCAGAGGAGAAGACAUCAGUAUUACUUUUAGAUAUUGAAUCCGUUAUUACUUUUUAUUGUAAAUCGCGUAAUGUUAAAUAUAGUACCUGCCUUGGCUGGAUACAUCUGCUCAAGCCACUGGUGAAUCUUCAUCUUCCUCGCUGUGAUUUAUACAACUGCUUUUAUGCCAUCAUGAAUAAGUACAUUCCCAGGGAUUGUUUCCUGAAAGGGAGACCAUUUCAUCUCUUUCGAUUGCUCAUCCAGUACCAUGAGCCUGAACUAUGCUCCUUUCUUGAUACAAAGAAGAUGACUCCAGACUCCUAUGCACUCAACUGGCUUGGAAGCCUUUUUGCAUGUUACUGCUCAGUUGAAGUCACUCAGGCAAUAUGGGAUGGAUACCUACAGCAAGCAGAUCCAUUCUUUAUUUAUUUUCUCAUGUUAAUCAUCCUUGUAAAUGCAAAAGAAGUUAUUUUAGCCCAAGAGUCAGACAGCAAAGAAGAAGUCAUUGAGUUCUUGGAAAAUACCCCAUCCAGUUUGGAUCUAGAAGACAUAGAGGAUCUUUUCUCUCUGGCACAGUAUUAUUACAGCAAAACUCCAGCUUCUUUUAGAAAGGAUAACCUCAGUCUCUUUGGCAGCAGCUUGUUGGGAAUCAAGGAUGAAGAUUCAGAUGUCAGUCAGGCCCUUUGUCUGGCCAUUUCAGUAGCUGAGAUUCUUCAAGCAAAUCAGCAGCAGGGGCUAGGAGUGCGGUUCUUUGUGGUGGAUUGUCGUCCCGCAGAACAGUAUAACGCUGGACAUUUAUCAACAGCUUUUCACUUGGACUCAGACCUGAUGCUUCAGAAUCCAUCAGAGUUUGCCCAGUCUGUAAAAUCCCUGUUAGAGGCUCAGAAACAGUCUAUUGAAUCGGGUUCUGUUGCUGGUGGGGAACACCUGUGCUUCAUGGGAAGUGGCAGGGAAGAAGAAGACAUGUAUAUGAACAUGGUCCUCGCACACUUUUUGCAGAAAAACAAAGAAUACGUCAGCAUUGCCAGUGGAGGAUUUAUGGCACUUCAGCAGCAUUUAGCAGACAUCAAUGUGGAUGGACCGGAAAAUGGAUAUGGCCACUGGAUUGCUAGUACCUCAGGGUCAAGGAGCAGCAUAAACUCAUCUUUUGAUGGCGAUUCUCCUAACGGCUCUGCCGAAGGGAAAGGAAUGAAGUCUCUGGUCAACAAAAUGACCGUGGCUUUGAAGACAAAAUCCGUCAAUGUGAAAGAGAAGGUUAUCAGCUUCAUUGAAAAUACAUCUACUCCCGUGGACAGAAUGUCUUUCAAUCUUCCUUGGCCAGACAGAACAAGCACAGAGCGGCACGUGAGCAGCAGCGAUCGCGUGGGCAAGCCCUACCGGGGGGUGAAACCUGUGUUUAGUAUUGGGGACGAAGAGGAAUACGACACAGAUGAAAUCGACAGCUCCUCAAUAUCAGAUGACGACCGAAAAGAAGUUGUGAACAUUCAGACUUGGAUCAACAAGCCAGACGUCAAGCAUCAUUUUCCUUGCAAUGAAGUGAAAGAAAAUGGGCACAUGUUUCCGAGUCACCUUUUGGUAACCGCCACCCACAUGUACUGUUUGCGGGAGAUCCCGUCGCGGAAGGGGUUGGCCUACAUUCAGUCUCGUCAGGCACUGAACUCCGUAGUAAAAAUCACAUCGAAGAAGAAGCACCCCGAGCUCAUCACUUUCAAGUACGGAAACAGCAGUGCUGCCGGCAUAGAAAUCCUGGCAGUUGAAAGGUAUUUGAUCCCAGAUGCCGGGGAUGCUACCAAAGCCAUAAAGCAACAGAUCAUGAAGGUGCUGGAUGCCUUGGAGAGUUAAUAACUAAAGACUGGAACAACUGGAGAAGGUUGAGAUGACCCCCUUCCCCUCCUCUCCCCCCGAGGGAGAUGUGGACACACCUGUCUUGACAAUACUAACCCAUCGUGACUGUGCUUGAACAACAGGCUUUUUUGAGAGGUUAAAUGAUUCAAGUCCAUUUCUGGAUCGUUCUUUUUAAAUUUUGUAUUUCCUUUGCGUUUUCAGUCGUGUACAAGUGACAUACUGGUGUUAUAAAGAUCAGUUUUAAGUGGCUUUAGGGUAACCAACCUGUACCCUAGCGGGAACUGGAAGGCAGAAUACAAGUUCAGUUUGAGUGGUUAAGUGAUCGUGCGGCACUUUCAGAUAUAUGUGUGUGCGUGUGUGCGCGGGCACACCAUCUGAGCUCAUAGUUCAACUGUGAGCCAUCGGAAGAAACGUUUUCAGAGUCUUUAUUGCCAGGACAUCUGGUUUUACCCAUUGAGAAGUAUCAGAUUGAAAACAUGACUCGGCUGAGUAAAAGACUUACCGUACUUUGUUCUUAAAAGGGUUGGAGUCCAAGUGGCCAACAACUGAUCGUGGAGACUCCAGCUGUCAUUAAUGCAGCCACAGUGAGAAACCACAAGCCGUUUGUCUUUUCUGUGCCACCUGAGUGCUUCCCCGUACAGGAGCGGGGACAGAUGGAGGCUUUUGAAAUACUCAAUACCGAGUUCCUGCGGGGCAAUUACAUGUUAUACAUGUUUAGUAGCUUGAAAGCCUGUAACGAGUAGGUGAGCAUAUGGGACGCUCAGUCGAGGCCUCGAGGGGCGACGGCGGCGCGUGGGAGUCUUCGCUUACCAUUUAUAUGGGAUGUGCUGAAACGCAAUAUGUAGAGAUCAUGUCAUUCGAGGCCGCGGUUCUGCGACGAGACUGAUGGUACCUUUUUUUAAGUGAAAGUCGAGGAAUGUGAGUGCUGCACCGUGACCUUGCCGGCCCUUUUAUGAGUUCUGUGUGUCGCGUGCUUGUUCCUUUUGAAAGCUCAAGCGGUUUUGGGUUGUUGUUUUUUGUUUUUCUGUAGAAAAGCCAUCGUCCCCCAUGUCGCCACAAAAUCGAAAAGAGACCGGCCGCGUCUCACAGCUCUUGGUUUUAGCCCCGCUGGAGAAGAGGGAGCCCGAAAUUACGGUUUAGGCCUCGGCUUCUCUGGGUCGAAGCCAGGCUGUAGUUCCGGAGGCCGCGGCCUGAAACCGAUGUACUUUACGGGAUGGGGUGGAAAUAGCUACAGUGAUCUUUAUACCGGUUAGCUCCUAAGUUAUUUUGGUAGGAAUCGAGUGAUGACGAAGCACCUUAAUCCCGGGAACGAUUUCCUUUUCCUAGGUAACUCAAAACCGACGGACUGGGAAGGUAGAGGACAUUGGUCCGCGAGCCGGGGCCCGGCCCCGCCGGGGGCUUUUUCGUUUUCUUUUUCCGACCGCUGCUGUAAAUCCGUCCGUGUCCCCGUUUAUAAAGGACCGUGUAAAGAAA
Messenger RNA from Tachyglossus aculeatus (Australian echidna), 4026 nucleotides. It is a transcript of the gene TBC1D23, whose product is annotated as TBC1 domain family member 23. The transcript is spliced from 21 exons. The record is from RefSeq and is a predicted model, not a curated record. Lineage: Eukaryota; Metazoa; Chordata; Mammalia; Monotremata; Tachyglossidae. Bases 1 to 2550 code for a protein of 849 amino acids. Gene Ontology annotation, biological process: embryonic brain development; retrograde transport, endosome to Golgi. Gene Ontology annotation, cellular component: trans-Golgi network.